Penicillium roqueforti is the source of this 564-nucleotide messenger RNA. Its product is annotated as CUE domain-containing protein. The coding region runs from base 1 to 564 and encodes 187 amino acids. Gene Ontology annotation, molecular function: ubiquitin binding. The transcript is spliced from 2 exons. The record is from RefSeq and is a predicted model, not a curated record. Lineage: Eukaryota; Fungi; Ascomycota; Eurotiomycetes; Eurotiales; Aspergillaceae.
AUGACGGACGAGGAGCCUUCGCUGAACAUACCGUCGCUUCUCACUCUAGCGGUUGUAUCAUAUUUUGUUCUCCGAUGGUUUUUUAACCGCGAUGAAAGCUCCGCGGGGGGAAGCCGAGGUAGGGGGCGUGGCAAUGUCGUCGAUCCGGCGCAGGUGGAACAGAUCGCGCAGAUGUUCCCUCAACUGAACACUCGUGAUAUAAUGUGGGAUCUGCAGCGUAAUGGCGGCAGUGUCGCCGCAACGACAGAGAGAGUCCUGACUGGACGGGGGCUGGAAACGCCUCCUCCUUCGUUCCAACCUCCGGUCGCAAUUCCCCCCACCAAUAUCCCGCUGGCGCAGACCGCCACGCCCGUACAGAAAGCGGACGCACAGGACUUGAUAUCUCGGUAUAAUUUGAGUGCAAAGGCCGAGAGCCCUGCUACAGAGUCAGAACCCGAAAAGCCUUCCAAGUCCUCUUGGUCCCAAAAUAAGGAAGAGCGCCAGCGGAUACUGCAAAAGCGGCGGGAUGAUAUGAUCUUGGCGGCGCGAAGAAAGAUGAUGCAAAAGAGCCAGGGCAAUGUAUGA